CACGAUUUUUUUUUGGAUUUUUCCCCACAAUUGGAACCAAAUUAAAACCAUAAAUAAAAUGAAACUAAUCACUUUGCAUAAACGAAACGCGUACAUUCAGUACAAACAUACGAUUUGUUCGUGGGCUGCAAUAUUUGUGUUGCUGGCAACGAUUCUCACAGUUAUUCUACCAUUCUAUUUUUCCUUCUAUCUAUUCAACGAUAUUUGGUCGCAAUAUAAAAUCGUUUACGAGCAUCCAGAUGUGAAAUUUCAAUAUAAGUAUAUGUUCGUUGCCGAGUAUGGUGCUUCAAGUGCAGACAAUGAGAACUCUCACGAUUCGACCAUCACCGCAUGUAGCUCUUACGAAUAUUUGAAUGAAUUAUUUGAAGAUUUUUCCGAGUGUUCAAUGAUAAAGUUCUGGGAAAAAGACUCGGAUUUUGACCAUCGUACUGAUCAUAUGGCGCUUCAACUCACCUUUAAACCACCACAAGGAUAUGCGCUCAACAAUUUUAACCUUUUUUUGGAAUUCUACGCUAAGCUGAGUCGUCAGUGUCAUUUGCAAAUCCCAGCAGCACUUCUUUUUCAACAGAUGCAAGUUCCAUCUAAUUUCCGUACUGGAGAAAUAUUCAUUGAAUCCCAUCUGGAAUUGGUUCAGCGUACCGGAUUCCACUGCCCGUUCUUUUUAAGACAAAUCAAGUCUCAUUUCUAUCACACAAUCAUUCCCGAAAACAGUACAAAUCUGAGAGACUACGAAAUGGUUGCUAUUCGCCGAAAGUUGAAAAAUAAUCCGGCAUACAUAAGCGUUGAUCAAUCGGCCAUCGUAACACAUUGGAACCGAAUACCAUCUAGUGAUAUUGUACUAAACAUCGAUCUGCACAUCGAUGAAAUGGGCAGCCGGUAUCACACCUCAUUCUGGCAACGACUUGGACAAAUUUGGAUUUACUAUUUGUCAAUAUUCUUGGUGUGCGCAUACGUGAUGGAGAAGCUAAAGAGCUACAUAUUUUCAAGACAAAUGAUUCGAGCAUGGGAGAUUAUACCGUGGAAAAAACUUUAUUGA
Molecule: messenger RNA, 1036 nt
Organism: Sitodiplosis mosellana (orange wheat blossom midge)
Lineage: Eukaryota; Metazoa; Arthropoda; Insecta; Diptera; Cecidomyiidae
Product: transmembrane protein 231
Exons: 3
Coding region: 59-1036 (325 amino acids)
Biological process (GO): cilium assembly; regulation of protein localization
Cellular component (GO): ciliary membrane; ciliary transition zone
Source: RefSeq, a predicted model, not a curated record